Molecule: messenger RNA, 1938 nt
Organism: Parastagonospora nodorum SN15
Lineage: Eukaryota; Fungi; Ascomycota; Dothideomycetes; Pleosporales; Phaeosphaeriaceae
Exons: 1
Coding region: 1-1938 (645 amino acids)
Source: RefSeq, a predicted model, not a curated record
AUGGCCUCUCCGCAAGAAUCAAUUACCACGGUGAGCGGGCGGCGAUGUACUCGCUCCCGGGCCCGAACAGCGGCCACUUCUAUUCUCACUUCGUCCGAGGCCGCCGUUGUCACUCCCACUGAGGUCACCACAUCAUCCACUGCGGCACAGGCGCCGCCAGUACAGACGAGUCCCGCAGAAGCAGCUCCUCCUCCUCCACCUCCGCCUCCUCCAUCUUCAGCGGCAGCAGCGCCGCCCCCGUCUUCAGCUCCAGCAGAACAGCCAGCCGCUGCGCCAACCACGACGCAAUCGGCAGUUUCUUCGGCACUAGGUACGCAAAGUACUGCUCCUAUUCCAUCUGCGCCGCGAAUUCUACUCCCAAAUCCUGCGCCUUCUCAGCAGGCAGUUGCCCCACCGCAGCGACCAGUGCAGGUCAGCGCACCGGCGCCGGCAGCAGAAGCAGUCGUGUCGUCGGUCGCUCAAGUCUCGACACCAGUUCCUGCGUUACUAGCGCCUACAACUCUAGUUCCCACAGUUCCAGUACCGACCAGCUCUAACGCAAUACCCAUAGCUGCUCUACCACCAUCUCUCGACCAGUCUUCGGUGCUCCCUUCCUUCAUAUCCCCUCCUGGGACAGCUGAGUCUGCAGUUCUGCCAUCAUCGCUUGUAGUUGAUGCAAACCCCCAACCGACCCAGAGUGUCUCGCCCUCGGAAUCUACGUCAGCGUCAGCGAACGAGCCAGUUGCUGCACAACCGCGGCCGACCACUUCGGUGUCUCCAGUAUCCACCGGAGAUGCUGCUGCUGGGGUGAUCGGCCCUGCACCUUCAAGUGAAUCCGGUGGUGGACUCACACUACCCACGAGCGGCAAUGCAAAUAUUGGAAGCAUUGCUGGUGGAGUCGCAGGCGGUGUUGCUGGACUUGUCCUCAUUUGUGGACUACUGUUCUUCUGCUUGCGGAAACGAAAAUCGAGGCAGCCACGAUGGGCGGAGAAGAACCUCGAAGGCCCACGGUUUAUGGACAAGAUGAAGGCCAAGGCAGCAGGAGUUGGUGUCAUGUUUGCGAAGGUGAAAGGAUCGAAAAAAGGACCUGCCAAGAACCCAUACCAACGACACAGCCAGCAAGACAGCAUCAGUUCUGUCUACUCAACAGCCGAUUCUCAGGGAUUCUAUGCGCCAAGAGACGUGAAACGCUCUUCAAGUAGGAAGAGCGAAAGAAAUCGACUACGCAAAAAGAACAGCAGCGUUUCUUCGCAGUCGACGUUCGCCGGGAUCCUAGAAGAACAUGAAAGGAGCGCCAAUAACCCAUUCGCAGACCCCGAGCCGCCUAGGCUACUAAGGUUGUCGAAUCCGGAUGCGGCAUCGCCUCGAGGACCACUCACACCCCAGCCAGCACUGACUUCGGUUCAGCCAGCACAAAAUCCGUUUGCCUCAGCGUUCGACGAACCCAAUUUAUUACUGUCGGCGCCCGGGCACCAGCGUACACAGAGUCAAGCGUCUGCACUGACUGCACAUCCGCCAUCCUUCGUAUUCCCUACAAAUCCCACGCGCCGGAAAUCUGUCCCCAAACCCAUGCUCGAUCCGCCGCCACCGAGCCAAGCUUCUGGUCGAAAUCAAGCUCGCCGCUCCUCCAUGGCACUUCCCACCUUCGACGCCACCUCCACAGCAGCGUCCGGUGAGAGCGACUAUUUUGGUGAGCCAGGCCCAAGCCGACCAGGAACUGGCAUGUUUACACCAGGACUGCCCACCGGCCGAACUGUGCGUCAGUCCGAUCCUUUCGAUCUCGACCGUCCUGAAGUCCUCCGCUUUGGUAACGUUCUUGGUCGCAAUGAGGUCCGCGCUAGCGUCACGAGGCAAAACACGCGCAGCAAACGAACAAGCAGCGCAGGCGCAGGCAACUGGUCGAGCGUAAAGGACGCGGCCGCCGGCCCCUUUUCGUGGAAUGUCAUUCCCCGGAGGUGA